Molecule: messenger RNA, 3174 nt
Organism: Ipomoea nil (Japanese morning glory)
Lineage: Eukaryota; Viridiplantae; Streptophyta; Magnoliopsida; Solanales; Convolvulaceae
Product: BTB/POZ domain-containing protein NPY3
Exons: 5
Coding region: 1019-2914 (631 amino acids)
Molecular function (GO): protein binding
Source: RefSeq, a predicted model, not a curated record
GUAGGGACCAAACAAAGUAGAGUCUGUCAGAUUGGCGUGCCCAGCCCACCACUCUAUUUUCUUCUUUCUUUCUUUCAGAUUGGGGAGGAACCACAUUAGCCUUCACCCAAAAAGCAAGCCACUCACUUUCCGGUUGCAGCAGCGCAAGAAAAAAAGUAGAAAAAUAAUAUUAAAAAAAAACCACAGAUUUACAGCUAGUAUUUGUUAAAUUUUGUAUGGGUUCGUGAAGGGGUGUACUGCGAAUUCAGAUUCCGAGUAUAAAAAGAUUUGAGUGGAGAAAAAAAAGCGGAGUGGUGGUGGGGGCGGUGGUGCUGAUUCUAAAGAGAUAGAAGAGACUUUGGGAACAUUCUGCGCUUGGCUUUUUGCGAAAACAUGGUGUUGCCAUGGUGGCUGGCAAAGAUUAGGGACAACUCAUCUUUUUGAUGGGUGGUUUUCUCUUUUCGUGUGUGUGUUCUUUGCUCGCUUGGGGCUAAUCAUCUUUUUUCGAUCACCUAAAGAUACUAGUAUUAGCAGCAGCAUAGCAUAUUCUUGUGGUGGUGGCCCUUGCAGGUGGCCUUUGUCUCUCAAACUACAUUUCAUUUCAUCUCUACUGCUUUUACAGUGUGUUUGCACUGUUUUCGCCUCUUCCCUCUUUUCUAUUGAUUCUUCUCUCUCGCUUUGCAGCUUGGGUUGGACCAUUUGCAUUACUAAACUCUCUGAUGUCCCAGACUUUCAUUGGGCUGUUAGGUUUCUCCAAGUUACUGUAUAAAUUUCAGUUGAGGAGGCACAGAGAUUCAAGAGGGGAAUUGGGGGAUAAGAUAAACUAAUCAAAACAAAGGCGGUGGCCUUUGCUAUAAUAAUACCAUUGCUCAUACACUCAUACACUGUUUUUUCUUCAACAACACACACAGCCUCUGGAGCAUAAAUCUCUUUGUUUUCUCGGGUUUGUGUUCGUUGCCUUGAAUCAAUCCCAGAACGCCUCUUGGUAUACUGGGAUUUGUUUUCUUUGAGAUUUAAUUGAGUUGAAAAGACAAUCAAUAUGAAGUUCAUGAAACUUGGGUCCAAACCUGAUCAGUUUCAGAGCGAAGCUGAUAAUAAUAUCAGGUACGUAGCGACUGAAUUGGCAACUGAUGUGGUUAUCAACGUCGGGGAUGUGAGAUUUUAUCUACACAAGUUUCCUCUUCUGUCCAAGAGUUCUCGCUUGCAAAAACUGGUUGCAUCUUCAAAUGAAGAUAGCAACGACGACGAGAUUAACAUCCAUGAUAUACCCGGUGGACCGGCUGCAUUUGAAAUUUGUGCAAAGUAUUGUUAUGGCAUGACGGUUACCCUUAAUGCGUACAACGUGGUUGCUGCUCGAUGUGCAGCAGAGUACCUGGGGAUGUACGAAACAGUUGACAAAGGAAACCUUAUCUACAAGGUUGAAGUGUUUCUUGCGUCCAGCAUUUUCAGGAGCUGGAAAGACUCGAUUAUUGUUCUUCAUACAACCAAAUCUUUUCUUCCCUGGUCGGAGGCGCUGAAAAUUGUUAGCCACUGCCUUGACUCCGUCGCUUUUAAAGCGUCAAUCGACCCCUCCAAGGUCGAGUGGUCGUAUACCUACAACCGUAAGAAGCUUCCAUCUGAAAACGGGAACGAUUCUCACUGGAAUGGAGUCCAAAAGCUGCACACGGUCCCGAAUGAUUGGUGGGUGGAGGACCUUUGUGAGCUGAGUAUAGACUUAUACAAACGAGUCAUCACGAGUAUAAAGUCGAAGGGACAAACAUCUGCUGAUAUAAUUGGAGAAGCGUUGAAAGCGUAUGCUUAUAGGAGGCUGCCCGGGUUCAGCAAGGGGGGCGUAGUACAAGGAAGCGAUCCUAUGAAGUAUCGGCACGUGGUCGACACCAUUACAGGCUUAUUGCCCCCCGAGAAAAACAGCGUUCCCUGCAGUUUCUUGCUCAAACUGUUCCAAGCAUCCAUCACAUUGGAUUGCGGAGAAACCCAGAGACGAGAGCUGAUGAGAAGGAUCGGCCUGCAGCUGGAAGACGCUACUGUAGCUGAUCUUUUAAUUCAAGCACCCAAAGACGAGCAAACUGUAUAUGAUAUCGGCAUUGUACACGACCUAGUCGAGCAGUUUCUGAUGCAGGAACAACGUUUUCAGGUUGAAUGCACAGCAGAUAACGAAUUCCAGGAUAUGUGCCCCGUGUUCACUUCAGACGCUUCAAAGGCUAAGGUGGCUAGGCUAGUUGAUGGCUACCUCACCGAAGUUGCAAAAGAUUCCAAUUUACCAUUGUCGAAAUUCGUUGAUCUUGCAGAGAUGGUAUCUGGAUUCCCCAGACCGUCACAUGAUGGAAUUUACCGCGCAGUUGACAUGUUUCUCAAGGAACAUCCUGGGAUCACUAAAAGUGAAAGGAAAAAGAUAUGUCGGCUUAUGGAUUGUCGGAAGCUAUCGGUGGAGGCCUGCAUGCACGCUGUGCAAAACGAGCGGCUUCCACUGCGAGUGGUUGUACAGGUUCUGUUCUUCGAGCAAGUAAGAUCUGCAACGUCAUCCGACGAGGGCAGCACUUCCACCCUCCCGGGAUCAAUCAGGGCGCUGCUACCGGGAGGAUCCCACGGGAGCUCGCGGACCACUACAACCAACACCGAGGAGGAUUGGGACGCUGUGCCCACAGCCGAGGAGCUCAAGGCUUUGAAAGGCGAGCUCGCUACUCUGAAGCUAAGGGAUGGAGCAGGAAGCAACUACGACGGUCAGGCUAACGAUGCGAAAACCAGCGCCGAAAAGACGGCCACGAACAAAGUAAAGAACUUAAUCGUGUGGAAGAAGAUCUUCUCGAAGCUGUGGUCCAACAAAGAUAGGCACAGUGAAAACAGCAGUUCAGAUACCUCAGACAGCCCUGCAUCAACCACCGGGGACGAGACGAAGUCCACUCCGUCGAGAAGUAGGAGACACUCCUUGUCUUAGGCUGGGGAUUCUAUCGACAUAUGUAAAAGGUAUUGUUCCAGUUACAUUAGGACUAGAAUCAAAUGAUGUCUGCGAGCUAACAACUGUGAAUGUAAGCAGUUAGUAGUUAAGUUUCCCUAUGUAAUUCUUUAGCAGCAUUAGUUUGUGUUUGUUUUCACAAUGUAGAGCACAGCUCAGAACAGACAUUUUCUGUCUAAGGUUUUGCAUUGUAUUUUGUUGUCCCUGCAAGAAAUAUAGCAGGUUUUUAUCCUCUAGUUUAA